CAGCCCCGCAGCCUUCCGCCCGCAGCGCCGCCCGGCCGGGCAGGGCGCGCCAGGCCGUCUCAGCCAUGAGAAGCAGCAGUGCCUGGGCAUGGCAGGAACUGCUGGCCCUGCUCUGCAGCGUCUGGCUCUGGGUGUGCGCUGCCCAACGCAGCGGGCCCACUCCCACAGCACAGAGCCAGGGCCCCAAACUGAAGUUUCGCCUGGCUGGGUAUCCCCGCAAGCACAACGAGGGGCGCAUCGAGGUCUUCUACAAUGAGGAGUGGGGCACCAUCUGUGACGACGACUUCACGCUGGCCAACGCCCACGUGCUGUGCCGCCACCUUGGCUUCGUGGCCGCCACCGGCUGGGCCCACAGUGCCAAAUAUGGCAAAGGCAUUGGGCGGGUCUGGCUGGACAAUGUGAACUGCGGGGGCAGCGAGAAGAGCAUCGCGGACUGCAAGUCCCGGGGUUGGGGAAACAGUGACUGCAGCCACGAGGAGGACGCUGGCGUGAUCUGCAAGGACGAGCACAUCCCGGGCUAUGUGGACUCCAACGUCAUCGAGGCUGAGCAGAACCAGGUGGAGGAGCUCAGGCUGCGGCCUGUGGUCUCGGGUGCCAGGAAGCGGCUGCCGGUGACAGAGGGCGUGGUGGAGGUGCGCUACAAGGAGGGCUGGGCGCAGAUCUGCGACGAGGGCUGGAACCCCAAGAACAGUCGUGUGGUCUGCGGUAUGAUGGGCUUCCCGGCCGAGAAGAAGGUCAACAGGAACUUUUACAAGUUGUACCUGGAACGGCAGCAGCUCAGCUACCGGCUGCACUCGGUGGCCUGCAUGGGGAAUGAGGUGCACAUUUCCAUGUGCCCCUUUGAAUUCUACAAGGGCAACGCCACUGUGGCCUGCAAAGGCGGGAUGCCCGCUGUGGUGAGCUGCAUGCCAGGGCCCCUCUUCACCACUGGCAGGUCCCUGAAGAAGAAGCAGCAGCGGCAGCACCAGCCGGGCCAGCAGCGCGUCCGGCUGAAGGGCGGUGCCAAGGCCGGGGAAGGCCGGGUUGAGGUGCUGAAGAAUAGUGAGUGGGGCACCGUCUGCGAUGACCGCUGGAACCUGCUGACAGCCAGUGUGGUGUGCCGUGAGCUGGGGUUCGGCAGUGCCAAGGAGGCUUUGACGGGAGCACGCAUGGGCCAAGGGAUGGGGCCCAUCCACAUGAACGAGGUGCAGUGCACAGGCUCGGAGAAGUUGCUGUGGAGCUGCCCCUAUAAGAACAUCACGGCGGAGGACUGCAAGCACUCCGAGGAUGCCGGGGUCCGUUGCAACAUCCCCUACAUGGGCUACGAGACCACGAUUCGCCUGAGCGGGGGCCGGAGCCGCUUCGAGGGGCGGGUUGAGGUGGCGCUGGGCACUGGAAGCAGUGGUGGCCCCACCUGGGGCCUGAUCUGUGGCGAUGGCUGGGGCACCCUGGAGGCCAUGGUGGCUUGUCGCCAGCUGGGCCUGGGAUUCGCUAACCAUGGCUUACAAGAGACGUGGUACUGGGAUGCCAGCAACGUGACGGAGAUGGUGCUGAGCGGUGUGAGGUGCGCUGGCCACGAGAUGGCACUGAGCCACUGCCAUCACCACAGAAACAGCCUCAACUGCAAGAGGACGGGCACUCGCUUCGCCGCUGGGGUCAUCUGCUCCGAGACUGCCUCGGACCUGCUGCUGCACGCCCCGCUGGUCCAGGAAACGGCCUACAUUGAGGACCGACCCCUGCACAUGCUGUACUGUGCCGCGGAGGAGAACUGCCUCUCCAGCACUGCCCGCAAUGCCAACUGGCCCUACGGGCACCGCCGCCUGCUGCGCUUCUCCUCCCAGAUCCACAACAACGGCCGCGCCGACUUCCGCCCCAAGGCCGGGCGCCACUCCUGGGUCUGGCACGAAUGCCAUAGGCACUAUCACAGCAUGGACAUCUUCACCCACUACGACCUCCUGACCCCCAAUGGCACCAAGGUGGCCGAGGGCCACAAGGCCAGCUUCUGCCUGGAGGACACGGAGUGCCAGGAAGACGUGGCCAAGCGGUACGAGUGCGCGAACUUCGGAGAGCAGGGCAUCACCGUGGGCUGCUGGGACCUGUACAGGCACGACAUUGACUGCCAGUGGAUCGAUAUCACCGACGUCCAGCCUGGCAACUACAUCCUGCAGGUAUGUGGGGGGCGGACAGAGGCUGCUGCGCCCUCCCCAUGUGUACGUGGGCAGCCGUCAGGUACCUGGAGCCUCAGCUGCAGGUGCCUCUUCUCUGCCUCCCACUUCCUAGCCCAUCAGAGCUUGCUUUGCAACAUGUGGGUAAUGUGUGUGGAGCGGCUGUGCGCGUGAGCGGGGUUGGGUGUGAGGGGAGGGGUGGUGUCUGGGCUGAGAUGGGCCAGGCUCAGCUAGAUGAGUUUAUUGGUAGGUGCUGUCCUAGAGCUGAGGUUGCAUUUAGUUUGGGGCACAAUGGGGCCGUGGUAUCCUCUCCUGUGGCAGUGAGUUCCACAGUCCAGGCCUGGCCUCCAGGGCAGUUGUCUCCCACUCUCACCACCUUGGGCUGCCAGGGUCAGUGUCCCUGCAAUGCAGCUGUCACAGGCCAUCAGGGAGGGUUCCCCAGGGCAGUGUGGCCAGCAGCCUGGCUCUGUACUCAGUGGGGAGGCUGUGCAGAGCCUGGCCCUGUGGGGAAUGUGGGCCCAGCGUCCUGUGCUGCUGGGUGUGCACCAGGCGGAGCUUUCUCAGGCCAGGG
This is a messenger RNA of Chelonoidis abingdonii (Abingdon island giant tortoise), 2715 nucleotides long. RefSeq names its product lysyl oxidase like 3 (gene LOXL3). Gene Ontology annotation, molecular function: protein-lysine 6-oxidase activity; copper ion binding. Gene Ontology annotation, cellular component: membrane. NCBI's taxonomy places the organism in Eukaryota, Metazoa, Chordata, Testudines, Testudinidae. Gene Ontology annotation, biological process: peptidyl-lysine oxidation; collagen fibril organization; inflammatory response. The record is from RefSeq and is a predicted model, not a curated record.